Molecule: messenger RNA, 2236 nt
Organism: Coregonus clupeaformis (lake whitefish)
Lineage: Eukaryota; Metazoa; Chordata; Actinopteri; Salmoniformes; Salmonidae
Product: cellular retinoic acid-binding protein 2
Exons: 4
Coding region: 200-628 (142 amino acids)
Biological process (GO): fatty acid transport
Cellular component (GO): cytosol; nucleus
Molecular function (GO): fatty acid binding
Source: RefSeq, a predicted model, not a curated record
GAGAGCGAGAGAGAGAGGGAGGAGGCAGAGGGAGCAAACAGAGAGCACCAAGUAACAGUGCCCAACCUGAGAGACAAAACGCAGAGGAAAAUCAGAAGAGCUGCAAACAGUUUAUUUUAUGGGUCUGCAGAGAACAAAAUAAUAACGUUGUCUAUCUUUUUUCUGUAACUAUCGACUGCUAUAACAAACAAUUACAGAAAUGGACCAAAAAAUUGCAGACUUCUCUGGGAUGUGGAAAAUGAAGACUUCUGAAAACUUUGAAGAACUACUGAAAGCGUUGGGUGUGAACGUGUUUGUCAGGAAGAUAGCCGUGGCUGCAGCCUCCAGACCUGCAGUAGAGAUCACCCAGCAGGGAGAGAGCCUCUCCAUCCAGACCUCCACCAGCAUACGCACCACCCAUGUCUCCUUCACCGUGGGCCAGUCCUUCAUUGAGGACACAGUGGACGGACGCCCCUGCACGAGUACCCCUCGCUGGGAGACAAAUAGCAAGAUCAGCUGUGAGCAGACUUUGCAGAAAGGGGAGGGCCCUAAGACUGCCUGGACCCGUGAAGUGACCAAUGAUGGUGAACUGAUUUUGACAAUGAGCGCUGGGGAUGUCGUGUGCACCAGAGUGUAUCAACGAGAAUGAAAUACUUUCAAGACUGUCAAACAUGUAAUUUUGUGUAACGUUUUUCAAAUAUUUUAUUUCUACCUGUUCCGUUUGCUUAUUUAAUCUUCCAGUCAUUCAGAUUGUGGUUAACAAGACGUCAGUUGUGUGUGUUUUGUCAGACAGAGUUUGACUGUUGUGAAAGCCUUGUGCCAGUUUAUUUUCCUGUAUAAUGUUCUCGUAUUAGCUUGUAAUGGUUUUGUAAUGUUAUCAUUGUUCCUCCACAACUAAAGCUGUAUUUAUUCUCAGUAUACCGCAUGAAAACCCUAUCUGUAUUUUUCUUCAAAAUGUCUUAUCAAAGCAACUGUAAACCAUCCUCAUCAAACAAACUGUGUUGUUAAAACAAUUAUAAAUUGAUCAUGUAUUUACAAAACCUGAUUUUAUUAGCUUUGUGAAACUGAUUUAAACCAAGACCUUGUCCAUCAUCGCUGUUCUGACUUUCUCGCUCCAUACUACCUCCUUCCUACUUCUCCUCUUCCCCUGCCUAAGAUCUUUGUAUGCAUCCCUCCCUUGUUUUUCCUCCCUCCCUGCAACUUGCCCUCUCCUUCUCUCCUCCACACCCUUUCCUCUCCAUCCUCCUCCUUGUCCUCUAUGUGCUCUCUUUCCUCAUCCCUCACCAUUUGUCCAUUUAGAAUUUUAAAACUCCCAAAGAGAAUCCAUAUUUUAUGUACACCACUGUGUCUGAAAGACAUUUGGCAAGAACAAGGGGAAAAACUGGGAGUGGUAGGGAAAGAGUGAGGGACCAUAAGAAAAUAAUUUCAUAUUGAGAACAGUACUAUUCCCUCCGCUUUCCUUCCCAGCUGUACCUAAUUACAGUAUGAGCUCACUAAAAGGUUCCCCACCCCCUCUUCCCUGGACUCGGCCCGCACCCAGUUACAAAGGCUAAAAUGACUGCCUCUGAUUUGUGUGCGGACACUUGUAGCUGCUCUCCCACUCACCUCUGAACUGGACAGCCAAAAUAAAAAAGUCACACCUACAUUAACACUCAUACUUGGGAGGACGGAUCAGUUGUUAGAAAAUAAUGGAUUGAAGAAUGGAUUGAACAUACCCCAGAAUCCAGCUUGCUGUGAAAUACAGUGCAGGGUCUCUCAUGCUCUUCCUGAGGAGAGAGAGCACUUACUCGAUCCAUAGGAAGUUUUGUUUUUUCCAGAUUAGCAGACGGUGUGCCAAGGGUCCCAAAUGGCAUCCUAUUGCCUUUAUAGGGCUCUGGUCAAAAGUAGUGCACUAUGUAGGGAAUAGAGUGCCAUUUUGGAUGCAACAAGCCUUCCGAGAUCCUCCUCAGGUUUACUCACUCUGUGCUGAGCCAGCAUCAGGCCUCCUGGGCCUCCUGGGCCUAAUUUCUCCAGACUGUGCUCUCUCAAUAAACUCACAGGGUAAGUUAGUGAGUGAAUGAAUGAAAGUGAGUGUGGGUUAUGUAACCUCAUGUGCAUAGCUCCCAUUUCACACAGAGUUCAGCCAAAAGUGUUCAUCCAUAUUGUAACUGUAUAUGUGUUUAUGUAUUUUUUUUAAACACAGUCCUUCUGCUCUGGUCUGAAAUUGAACUGAACUAUGGAAAAUCUGAGGAUGUUUGCUCAAUAAAGCUCCACAAGG